UGAAACUCCCAUUUUCCCGCCACAGAAAGUGAAGGAAAGUGAUAGAGAGUUUACAAAGAACACCAAGAAACCCAAAAAUAAACCAAGAAAAUGGCAGGAGAGAGAGCAGUGGCAGUGCAACCAGCAGUAGCACCACCAAUAUCAACAACAACUCCAACUCAAACUAUGGAGAAUCAGAAGAAGAACAGAAUCCAAGUUUCUAACACCAAGAAACCACUCUUCUUUUAUGUUAAUCUUGCCAAGAGGUACAUUCAACAGCAUAAUGAGGUUGAACUUUCUGCUUUAGGCAUGGCAAUUACUACAGUUGUCACUAUUGCUGAGAUUCUUAAGAACAAUGGACUGGCCACUGAGAAGAAAGUCUUGACAUCUACUGUGGCCAUGAAAGAUGAGAACAAAGGGCGAUUCAUUCAGAAGGCCAAGAUUGAAAUUGUGUUGGAGAAAUCUGAAAAGUUUGAUUCGGUGAUGAACACUGCUACUCCAGCUGCAGCCCGGGCUCCGGCUCCAGCUCCAGCUCCAGAAGUGGCUGCCAAAGACAAGGAAUGACAUGAAAAAUUAGAGAAAUGCUGAUGUCCACUUGUUGUAGUUCUACCCACAUUCUUUCUUAUGGUCUGAAAAAGUAGAUAAAUAGGAGGUCAAUAGGUAACGUGUCUUUAAAAUUCUGCUUUAUGGAGUAUCUGAUGGAGUAAAGAGAGUACUUUAAUAUGUCAUGGCACAAUGGGGCAGUGGCAAUUUCUGUGCUUCUCUCUGCUUUUAUUUUUAACAGGGUUGUGAUUCCCCUUAUCAUAUUGGUUAUCUUUGAACUUUAAGACGAUUGAAUGGCUAACUAGCUAGAAAUACGUUUUAGUGGUUAGCCUGUUUGAUUUGUGAGAGGUUGUUCUUUUAGCAAGGUACU
Pistacia vera is the source of this 892-nucleotide messenger RNA. RefSeq lists its product as uncharacterized. NCBI's taxonomy places the organism in Eukaryota, Viridiplantae, Streptophyta, Magnoliopsida, Sapindales, Anacardiaceae. The coding region runs from base 91 to 543 and encodes 150 amino acids. The record is from RefSeq and is a predicted model, not a curated record. The transcript has 5 exons. Gene Ontology annotation, cellular component: nucleus. Gene Ontology annotation, molecular function: RNA binding.